Molecule: messenger RNA, 429 nt
Organism: Corylus avellana
Lineage: Eukaryota; Viridiplantae; Streptophyta; Magnoliopsida; Fagales; Betulaceae
Source: RefSeq, a predicted model, not a curated record
AUGAAAUCCCUUCUGUUGGCCGGGCUUUUGGUUUUCAGCCAAUUCUCAGGAAUAUUGCGUGCAGAUUUGGUGGAUGACGUAUGCAUGAGGACCGAUUUUCCAGCCAUUUGCACGUCGACUUUAAGGUCGAACCCGGGCAGCGCUAGCGCCGACGUGAAAGGGCUUGCUCGCAUCAUGUUGCCAGUUGCGAGUGAGCCGGUUCUGAAGGCCAUGCUCAAAGAUUGUACUAAUGACUAUGGGGUCUCCGUCGUAAGUAGUUGUCUGGACGCUAUCCAAAAGUUUGAUAUGGGUAUUUUCCGCAUUGCUCAAGGGAAUAUGGAGGACAUUGCCGGAGGUGCAGAGUCUUGCAAAGAGGUCUUCAGUUGUGUAGAGGUCGGAUAUUCCCGGAAAAACCUUCUGCCAGCCAUGGCCAUCGCUGUUAACGGAUAG